GUCUCUAGGUAGUCCGGAGGCGUGGCCGCACCCCACCCCGCCCCUCCGCUCUUCGGGGACGGGAGCUGCGGGGCCGCGGCUCCGGUGCCUGAAGCGGGGAGGUCUGGCGACUCGGGGAUUUGGGGCGGGCUGGCGCGGCGCCCGGCCGAAGGCACCCCCGGCGCCGGUGAGGCCGCGCCUCCUCCCGGAACUGGUCCGCGCGGCAGGGCGGGAGGAGCCGCAGGAGCCGGGCUAUCGCACGCCGCGGGCCAUGGAGGUCCUUCCCGCAGGCGGGGGCCGGAUGGGGCGUCCGGAGCCCGGGGCAGGGCCGGAGGACGCGGCGGCGGAGGCGGUUCCCGGAGUGCCCCGAGCCCCGUGCCUGCGAGGGGCUCCCCCAGCGGAGCGGCCUCGGGGCUCCCGGGAAUCCUGGGAGGCUGAGGAGAACCCGGAGUCCGGCGAGCCGCGGGACGGCCGGACGAGCCGCACGGCGUCCCUGGUGAGCGGGCUGCUCACCGAGCUGUACAGCUGCGCGGAGGAGGAGGAAGCGGCCGGCGGGGGCCGCGGGCCCGGGGGUCGCCAACGGCGCCGCGACAGCCUCGACAGCUCCACGGAGGCUUCCGGCUCCGACGUGUUCCUGGGCGGCCGCGGCAGCGCCGGCGACUCCCGCGUGCUGCAGGAGCUGCAGGAGCGGCCGAGCCAGCGGCACCAGAUGCAGUACCUGCGGCAGAAAGACAUUAAUGAACUGAAGACAAUCCUUCGAGAGCUAAAGUACAGAAUUGGCAUUCAAUCCACAAAGUUACUUCGGCAGCUGAAGCAAAAAGACAGGCUUCUGCACAAAGUACAGAGAAACUGUGAUAUUGUGACUGCAUGCUUGCAGGCUGUGUCCCAGAAGCGAAGAGUUGACACAAAGUUGAAGUUCACUCUUGAGCCAUCUUUAGGUCAAAAUGGUUUUCAGCAGUGGUAUGAUGCUCUCAAGGCAGUUGCCAGAUUAUCAACAGGAAUACCAAAGGAAUGGAGGAGAAAGGUUUGGUUGACCUUGGCAGAUCAUUAUUUGCACAGUAUAGCUAUUGAUUGGGACAAAACCAUGCGCUUCACUUUCAAUGAAAGGAGUAAUCCUGAUGAUGACUCGAUGGGAAUUCAGAUAGUCAAGGAUCUUCACCGCACAGGCUGCAGCUCCUACUGUGGCCAGGAGGCUGAGCAGGACAGGGUUGUGUUAAAACGGGUCCUGUUGGCCUACGCCCGAUGGAACAAGAAUGUCGGGUACUGCCAAGGCUUUAACAUCCUGGCUGCUCUAAUUCUGGAAGUAGUGGAAGGCAAUGAAGGGGAUGCACUGAAAAUCAUGAUUUACCUUAUUGAUAAGGUACUUCCUGAGAGCUAUUUUGUCAAUAAUCUCCGGGCUUUGUCUGUGGAUAUGGCUGUCUUCAGAGAUCUCUUGAGACUGAAGCUCCCCGAAUUAUCUCAGCACCUGGAUACUCUUCAGAGAACGGCAAACAAGGAGAGUGGAGGUGGAUACGAGCCCCCACUUACGAAUGUCUUCACGAUGCAGUGGUUUCUGACUCUCUUUGCUACAUGCCUCCCUAACCAUACGGUCUUAAAGAUCUGGGAUUCAGUCUUCUUUGAAGGUUCGGAAAUCAUCUUGAGAGUGUCGCUGGCCAUCUGGGCAAAAUUGGGAGAGCAGAUAGAAUGCUGUGAGACAGCAGAUGAAUUUUACAGCACCAUGGGGCGCCUCACCCAGGAGAUGCUAGAGAACGACCUUCUGGAAAGCCACGAACUCAUGCAGACUGUUUACUCUAUGGCUCCAUUCCCUUUCCCACAAUUGGCAGAGUUGAGGGAAAAAUACACCUACAACAUUACACCAUUCCCAGCCACAGUUAAACCCACCUCAGUUUCUGGACGACACAGUAAGGUCAGAGACAGUGAUGAGGAGAACGACCCAGACGAUGAAGAUGCUAUUGCUAAUGCUGUGGGGUGUCUUGGACCUUUCAGUGGGCUCCUGGCCCCUGAACUGCAGAAGUACCACCAAAAGCAAAUUAAAGAACCGAAUGAAGAACAGAGUCUGUGGUCUAAUAACAUCGCAGAGCUGAGUCCAGGAGCCAUCAAUUCCUGUCGAAGUGAAUACCAUGCAGCCUUCAACAGUAUGAUGAUGGAGCGCAUGACCACGGACAUCAAUGCGCUGAAGCGGCAGUAUUCUCGGAUUAAGAAGAAGCAGCAGCAGCAGGUGCAUCAAGUGUAUAUCAGGGCAGGCUCUACGGAAGAAAAAGACCCUGGGUUCCUUUUAGGUACCAAGAACCAGGCAAUCGAUGACAAAGGGCCAGUGACCAGCAUUCUCCCAUCUCAGGUAAACAACUCUCCAGUUAUCAACCACCUUCUCUUAGGAAAGAAGAUGAAAAUGUCAAACAGACCUGCCAAGAAUGCUGUCAUACACAUCCCUGGUCACACAGGAGGCAAAACGUCUCCUGUCCCCUAUGAAGACCUGAAGACAAAGCUCAACUCCCCAUGGCGAACUCACAUCCGAGUCCACAAAAAGAAUAUGACAAGGACCAAGAGUCAGCUGGGCUGCGGGGACACCGUUGGGCUCAUAGAGGAGCAGAAUGAGGGCUGCAAGACUAACGGCCUGGGGGCAGCGGAGGCUUCCUCCAGUUGUGUAGCAACAGCUGGAAAAGAGGGCGGCUGUUCUGAAGGCAGCACAGGGAGGACGAUCGAAGGGCAGUCUCCGGAGCCUGUGUUCGGGGAUGCUGCUGCCGAUGUGUCCGAGGUCCAGGUGAAGUUAGAAGCCUUGGAACUGAACCAGAGGGAUGCUGCUGCUGUCCCCGAGCCCAAGGCACACCCGCCCUGCCAACAGCACUUCCCGGAGCGGCCCAAUGCCCCUGGUGAAAACAAAGCCCCCAGCAAGCCUCCCCAGGGCAGCCACCCGAAAGCGCCCAUCUUCAGCCCUUUCCCCAGCGUCAAACCACUGCGGAAGUCGGCCACCGCCAGAAAUUUGGGGUUAUAUGGUCCUACUGAAAGAACCCCAACCGUGCACUUUCCUCACAUGAGCAGGAGUUUCAGCAAAUCGGGUGGUGGAAACAGUAGCACUAAGAAACGAUGACGGCCCUCAGAAACUGAAUCCCGAUUCACCUUCUCAUGGCCGUACAAGGGUUCCAGCGGAAUGACUCCUAAGAGUUUUGACUGUCCAGUGAAAACAAAUAGAUAGGUUCAGAGAUGAACACCAGUCCUUGAAAAGGGGAACUGGAAGUUUUGUAAUGGGAGCUAGAAUAGGUACGUUUCCCCACCCACCGAUAACUGAUCCAGUGAAUUCUCGUGGCAGAAUAAAUAUUGUAGUUUUAAAGUGUGAAGUUUUCCCAAUUUUUCAUUGUGAGUUGUUUAGACAAGACUGUGUAUCUAGACUGUUAACCCCUCUUCCUUCUUCGUGUGCUGAGGGCCUUCAGGGUCCCUGUGACCACACUCCCCCCAAACCUUCUGGUUCUCUGGGUGUUACUGACCCUCGAGCAUGCACAAACUAGCUUGCUAGAACAGAAACUGUAAAAAGGACGUAAGUUUCUUAGUUUGCAAAAAACUUCCCGAUUUCCCUCUCCCUGCCCCACCGAGGGAAUGUUUGUGUGUGUGUUUUUCUUCAGUAGUUUCUUUCAGCCAGGCUCAAGAUUGUUUUUUUUUUUUUUUUAUUCUUAUGCUACAGUGCAGGAGAAAAAUGUAGAUAGCCUUUCUUUCUAUUUCUGCCUGCAAAAUGAAGAAAACCUCUAUCUGUUGAAAUUUAGGUUGGUCCUCCAACUUGAAGAUCUUAUGCAGUGAACACACAUGGGAUAUGCAUUAAACAAUCGCCCUGAACAGCUUGCUGAUUCCACGAAACUUUUCCCAAGAUUCAUCUUCUCUUCCGAAGAGUUACGGUCCUCAGUGGUGGGAUGCCUCGAUGGGCUCCACACGGAGCUGGUCCCGCAUCUUCCGCCACGUAGCUCAUUUACCUACCAGCUCUUCACGGCAGAUGCCGCUAGGCCCCUGCUAUUCAAAAGCCAGAACAUAGCACCUGCAAUUCUGUUACUUGAAUUUUGUGCUUUUUUGAUUGGAGUACUUUGUUGAGGACUUUGUUACUUGAACACUGCCUUUCUUGAGAGAAGGCGCUAGUGCUUUUAGCUCUCUCUUACCCACCUCUCCCCCGGUCCCAGCGGGUCAGAGACAGCACCUGUUAUUUCCGCUAUGCAGAUGGGAACUCCGAGCCACAGCAGAGGUGAAGUAGCACCUCUGACCCUCACGGUAAAUACCCCUGGUAUUCAGCGGGACUGUGCCAGCGCCGUAGGCAGAUUUGAUGUUCUUUGUACACAUGCAUUGGCUACAUGGGUUCUAAAAACCAAGACCGGGAAGCCAUUCACGAUGCUCCCUCCCGACUCAGAGGACCUUUCUCCAGAUGUUACAGAGCCCUGCGAUGGCAUUUCACAAAACCAGCUCUAACCUUUUUACCCAAAAAGGUGGUUCAUUUAAAAAAUGCUUCACACAGCUGUCAUUUGUCUGAACAAAGGCACACGCCUCAGUCCCCUUCUCUUACUGUCAUUAGAAGAAUAGACUCAGCAUCUUUAGCCUUAUCUCUAAAAGACCUUGGCCAUGCUUGCAGGCCUAGUGUUGAUGCAGUCGAUGUUAAUUUGAGCUAAUUGGGUUGCCAGUUCUGAAACCAAAGCUAUAAUUUUAGAGAGGGCUUUUACUAUGAGAGGUAUUAAUUUUUAUAAUAGAGAAUGUGGUUGUGUGGGCUCUUUUGAACAGAAAACACAAGAAUGACAUACAGUGAGAAAAGCCAUUUUAUCCCUUCUGUGGUAUUUUUACCCUCAAAGGAGCCGAAGAUGGAAAAUAUGACUAAUAAGUCAUUGCGGUUUUGGUCUUGAAUUCUGUGCCGUCUGAAGUUAGCACGCAGCUUCUUAAAAAGCAGCGGUGCCCACCACCUCUGUCUUAGGAAGAGUGUAGGUGGAAUGUUGGGCUUACUUUGCAUUCCACCCCCAGGGGAUGAGACCCACUGCAUUUUCCAAAGUUAAGCAAAUGACAUGAUUUUCUUCCAUCUGCUAAAACUUUACAGAUAAGAAUGAUUCCACCUUAUAUUCUUUUCUCUUCCCCCGACCCACAUGAGUCAGAACAGACUCAUCCCUUUGAGGGAGGUCUGACUCGAAUAGAGAACUGUUCUUUCUUCUCUUGAGGGGUCUCGCUGCUCCCUGAGGGUCUGGCUCGGGGAGGCGGGGCGUGGGGUGGAGCCCACUCGCCACCCUCCUGAGGGUGGCGCUGUUGCUGUCUACGAAGUGUCUUGGCAUUAGCAGCGCAUGCCCCGCCCGUUUCCCCGUGUUGGUCUUUCUGAGAAAGGGCUGGCUGGGAUGGCACGUGCUUUGAAAUAAGCAUUGCUCCCAAAUGAAGGAACGAAGAAAUGAAAGUGUAAUAGUCCUUUGAGGUAAAAAUGACCUUGUCAGGAUUUCAAAAACCGACGGAUUUCUGUGGAAGCACGCUCUGUACCAAUAACGUGCAUGCAUUGUUCCAUGUACUCACAGCGUGAAUCGGUCAAUUUUGGAGCCUUGCCUCCUUUAGAAAAUGAAGACAUGCGCAGUAGCCUGUACCACACAGCAUGUGCAAAGAUCAGUAUGGACUUGUUAUCGUCCCUGUGUAUUGGACACUGUGCAAGCACCAGAAAUACUUACCAAGUAGCAGUUUCUUUAUUUCUAGCUAUCUGUCCCCUGUCAACACUUGUGCGGGGAGCCGGCUCCUUCCGAUGCUUCUGCACCUCAGUACUCUUAACAAAAGCCUCCAGAUGAUUUAAACCUAGUUUGUAAUGUUGACCUCUGGGCUGUCGCUGUAUUCCUUUUUUGGGUCUCUGUUGUUGUUCUGCAGAAUUGUACUGAUUACAGAGAUAUGUGCAUAAAGAUUCUCGUUGUU
Messenger RNA from Ailuropoda melanoleuca (giant panda), 5877 nucleotides. RefSeq names its product TBC1 domain family member 30 (gene TBC1D30). The coding region runs from base 251 to 3067 and encodes 938 amino acids. The transcript is spliced from 14 exons. Gene Ontology annotation, cellular component: endoplasmic reticulum. The record is from RefSeq and is a predicted model, not a curated record. Lineage: Eukaryota; Metazoa; Chordata; Mammalia; Carnivora; Ursidae.